UCUGCAAGGAGAAGAAAUUGCUCUUCCAAACCAAAAUCUAAACAUAAAGAAAGAAAAUAGAGAAGAAAGUGACCGAUGCGUCAGAAACUUACACGCAUGCUUAUACCACGACACCCACAACCUAACGGUCCUCGCGUUGAACCCAAUCGAUUCCCAUUUACGCUUUCUACCCUUUUCUUUGAUCUUGUCCUCGACUCGGCACAAUUAUCGCGGAAGUCGGUAUUGGGGGACGAGAGGAAGUUUAGUUCGCAUUGAAUGAUUGAUCGAUUGGUUUAUUUUUGGUGUUCGAUUUUUGGUUGAUGAGAUUUUGAUUUGCUUUCUUCUUGGGGGUUUAGUGUGAAUGAGAUUGGUGGCGCAGCGAAAUGAGCACGCUGAGGCAGCAGGUGUCGGUUCGGGAACUUGUCGAAGAAGCGAAGAAGCGGAUUGUGGUUCUGGUCAUAUGCGUCGUUGGAUUGUCGUACCUCAUGUCCUUGACAAGCUCCUCAGUUUGGGUCAACUUGCCUGCUGCUGCCUCCUUAAUUAUCGGCCUGCGUUAUAUAUCCUUAGAUUUUGACAUGCGGAGAAAAGCUGCAGCAUACAACAGCAACGCUUCCUCAGCAAAUACUUUAUCUCAAAAGAUACCCAUUGAACAACCUAAAAUUGUUGAUAAGUCAGAGUGGAGAAGCAAAGUGAAUUCUCCUGUUGUUGAGGAUGCAAUAGCGGACUUUACGAGGCAUCUGGUUUCUGAGUGGGUUACAGAUCUCUGGUACUCUAAGUUAACACCUGAUAGAGAAGGCCCGGAAGAACUGUUGAACAUCAUGAAUGGCGUUAUUGGGGAAAUUUCUAUGCGCAUGAAGAAUAUAAAUUUAAUUGAUCUACUGACAAGGGAUCUUAUUAAUCUUGUUUGCAUUCACUUGGAGCUUUUUCGUGCAAAUCAAGCAAAGAUUGAAAAGCAACAUUCAGGUUCACUGACAAAUGAACAUCGAGAUAUGGAACUAAGACGCAUCCUUGCUAACGAGAACAAAUUGCACCCUGCUCUAUUUUCGCCUGAAGCUGAGCACAAGGUUUUGCAACAUCUGAUGGAUGGUCUUAUUUCUUUCACAUUCAAGCCUGAAGAUGUGCAGUGCCUUUUCUUCCGUUACAUGGCUAGGGAGCUUCUAGCUGGUGCAGUAAUGAGACCCGUCCUAAAUCUAGCUAGUCCGAGGUUUAUUAAUGAAAGAAUUGAAGUCUUAGUCAUUAACAUGACCAAAGCGAAAAAAGGGGCCUUGACAGUAGAAGGGGCAUCUCAGUCCAGAUCAGAUGAGUCUUCAAGGAUUUCAUCUGAUCAUUUUUCUAAAUUCUUGGAUCCUACUGCUACUGGUGUUGAACUAGUGCAGUUAAAAAAUGAUCAGUCUAGAACUGCUGCAAAUACUUCUGCAACAGAUAAUGCGAAUGGAAAUAAAGAUCCACUGCUUUCCCUUGAUCCUCGAUCAAUCCGUUCAUUGAACUCAUUGCCUUUCAACUUCCAAACAAGUGAUGAAAGAGGUAUUCAACGAAAUGUCUCAGGAGGUGAAUGGGGUGACAUGUUAGAUCAGAUUUCCCGCAGAAAGACUCAAGCCCUUGCUCCUGAACAUUUUGAGAACAUGUGGACAAAAGGGAGGGAUUAUAGAAAGAAGGAUGGUGAGAAUCGGGUAAUUGAACAAGUACCACAGGGUUCUUCGGCAGGGAAGUCUAUUAAAGUGGAUCACUCAAACGAAAUAUCCAAGACCAAAGAAAAGAACACUGUAACCAAGGUUAAUCACUCUGAGAGUAGCACUGUUCACUCUGGAUAUACUAAUCGGCUUCCCGUAGGAAACUCAUUCCUCCCUACAGAUCAGAACAUAUCAUGUCGCACUUCAUUUAUUUCAUUGGAAGAUGAUGAACAAAACAACCUCAUGCGUUUGGAGGAGGUUGACUCAGGGAGCAGUACUUCUUAUACAUCUGAAGAUGAAGAAACUGGCAAUGUCACAGGCCUUGAUUCUCCUGGAACUAAAGUAUGGGACGGUAGAAGCAUCAGAAAUCUGGCUAUUUCUCACAUUCAUCACCCACUUGAAAAUUCAGAAGGCCUUGUAGGAAAGAAGACUGGUAAAGGGCAUAUUCACUAUCAAAGAUUAGCUAGAACCCAGUCUGGCUGUAAAAGGUCUAGACGAAGCAGUCAGAAGAACCAUGUUUGGCAGGAGGUUGAGAGAACAAGUUUCUUGUCUGGCGAUGGGCUGGAUAUACUUAGUUCUGCAAAAGGAUAUGCCAAUGGUGAGGACUCUAGUGAUGAUUAUGAGACUGAAAAUUCAGGUAGAGUUCAAAGUGGAGCAGCUGCUUCUUCAUCCACACCUUUUUCUGUACCAGAAAGUCAUAGUUUGACUGUUAAUUCCCUGCAUAACACACUGUCAGGGGCUUCAUUUUUUAAGUUGAGAUGUGAGGUAUUGGGUGCGAAUAUUGUGAGAAGUGGCUCAAAAACAUUUGCCGUUUACUCUAUAUCUGUUGCAGAUGUAGAUAAUAACAGUUGGUCAAUCAAAAGAAGGUUUCGUCACUUUGAGGAGCUACAUCGGCGUCUAAAAGAGUUUCAGGAGUAUAAUCUUCAUUUGCCACCAAAGCAUUUUCUAUCGACAGGUUUAGAUGUACCUGUCAUUCAAGAAAGGUGUAAAUUGCUUGACAAAUAUUUAAAGAAGCUCAUGCAGCUUCCAACAAUUUCAGGAUCAAUUGAAGUUUGGGACUUUCUCAGUGUUGAUUCUCAGACUUAUCUAUUCUCGAAUUCCUUUUCUAUCAUUGAAACUUUGUCAGUUGAUCUAGAGGAUAAGCCAUCAGAAAAGAGUAAAAAGCUUCCAAAUUUUCUUGGACCUGUGACCAACAACUUAUCUUCAAGGAGAGAACAUUUAGGCUCUGAAAGUAAGGAGCCUGCAUUCCGUGUGAAGAGUAAUGUUAUGGCAGAUAGGCUACGAUCAAAUGGAAAAGGCGCGUCUCAUUUUCCUGUAAAACAUCUUGGCAAAGAAUUCAGAAAUUCAUUUAAUAAUUCUGGUGGUGAUUCAGAUACUAGUCCACAAAACGAUGCAGCUUCACCCACUUACUUGGGGAACCCGGUAAAAGGAAGAGAUGAUAAUGCUUUGGAAGAGGCAUCUGAGUCGCUUCUUGAUGCUGCUACUGACCCAACCCUUCCUACAGAGUGGGUGCCGCCAAAUUUAAGUGUCCCCAUAUUAGAUUUGGUAGAUGUCAUCUUCCAGCUUCAAGAUGGUGGAUGGAUCAGGCGGAAGGCUUUUUGGGUGGCCAAACAGAUACUACAACUAGGAAUGGGUGAUGCCUUUGAUGAUUGGUUAAUUGAAAAAAUCCAGCUUCUGCGUAAGGGAUCAGUUAUUGCUUCAGGGAUCAGGCGGGUUGAGCAGAUACUCUGGCCUGAUGGGAUAUUCAUAUCUAAGCAUCCAAAGCGACGACCACCACCAUCUACUAAUCAAUCCCAGAAUUCACCUCAUGGCCAACAACCGACAGUGAUAUCUUCACCUAAACUUACUUAUGAGCAACAACAGGAGGCAGUUCGACGUGCAAAGUUUGUAUAUGAGCUAAUGAUUGAUAAUGCGCCAGCUGCUAUCGUAGGUCUUGUUGGUCGUAAGGAGUAUGAACAGUGUGCAAAGGAUCUCUAUUUCUUUAUUCAGUCACCCGUUUGUUUGAAGCAGCUUGCUUUUGACCUUCUCGAGUUGCUGCUGUUGUCUGCCUUUCCAGAGCUAGAUUAUGUUUUCAAGCAGUUGCAAGAAGAAAAGCAUAAAUUUGGUGAAUUUAAGGAAAAUUAAUGGAAAUUAAACUACAGAUAUUGCUUGAUAAUUGGUGUAUUUUUUUCCGAAAUUUGACGGCAUCUAUUGUUGGCUUAUCAUCGAUUCAUUCAUAUGUCCGAAUCCUGUAAUUAGCAUUUUGGGUUGGCAUCUGAGGAAAUUCCGAAAUUGUAUGUAAACAACGAUGAGAUUAAUGCAAAUAUAUCUUUUAUA
This is a messenger RNA of Juglans regia (Persian walnut), 3965 nucleotides long. RefSeq lists its product as uncharacterized. The coding region runs from base 363 to 3773 and encodes 1136 amino acids. Gene Ontology annotation, molecular function: phosphatidylinositol binding. The record is from RefSeq and is a predicted model, not a curated record. The transcript is spliced from 15 exons. NCBI's taxonomy places the organism in Eukaryota, Viridiplantae, Streptophyta, Magnoliopsida, Fagales, Juglandaceae.